AGCGCACGGCAGCGCGGGAGGCGCGCAGAGCUCUGGGGCUGCCGCGCGCCCGGGGCGCCUGGGGACCUGGGCUGUGGGCCAGGCGGCCCUCGCUGGCCUGUAGCGCUCACGCCGCCGGGCGCUGGAAACUUUAUCAGCGAGUCUCGCCCCUCGCUGCAGACGCGAAGGGGGGGCGGGGGCGCGGCGAGGCGCAGGCGGCCGUGACGAGGCGCUCCAGGCGCUGAGCGCUUCUGCUCCGGGCACGCAUGGCGCCCGCACACGGAGUCUGACCUGAUGCGGACGCGAGGUGGGUUAAUAUGAACGUCGCUUUCGGUGGAACCUGGCUGUGGCUCCCUCUGCUCUUGACCUGGGUGCUCACCCCCGAGGUCAGCUCUUCAUGGUGGUACAUGAGAGCUACAGGAGGCUCCUCCAGGGUGAUGUGUGACAAUGUGCCAGGCCUAGUGAGCCGCCAGCGGCAGCUGUGCCACCGACACCCAGAUGUGAUGCGUGCCAUUGGCCUGGGCGUGGCUGAGUGGACAGCUGAGUGUCAGCACCAAUUCCGCCAACAUCGCUGGAACUGCAACACCCUGGACAGGGAUCACAGUCUCUUUGGCAAGGUUCUGCUCCGAAGUAGUCGGGAAUCUGCCUUUGUUUAUGCCAUCUCCUCAGCUGGAGUUGUAUUUGCCAUCACCAGGGCCUGUAGUCAAGGAGAACUAAAAUCCUGUUCCUGUGAUCCAAAGAAGAAGGGAACCGCCAAGGACAGCAAGGGCACUUUUGAUUGGGGUGGCUGCAGUGAUAACAUUGAUUAUGGGAUCAAGUUUGCUCGAGCUUUUGUGGACGCCAAGGAAAGAAAAGGAAAGGAUGCCAGGGCCCUGAUGAAUCUCCACAACAACAGAGCUGGCAGGAAGGCUGUAAAGCGGUUCUUGAAACAGGAGUGCAAGUGCCAUGGUGUCAGCGGCUCCUGCACUCUGAGGACCUGUUGGCUGGCCAUGGCCGACUUCAGGAAGACAGGCGAUUAUCUCUGGAGGAAGUACAACGGGGCCAUCCAGGUUGUCAUGAACCAGGAUGGUACUGGCUUCACUGUGGCUAACAAGAAGUUUAAAAAGCCAACGAAAAAUGACCUUGUGUAUUUUGAGAAUUCUCCUGACUACUGUAUCAGGGACCGAGAUGCAGGCUCCUUGGGUACAGCAGGCCGUGUUUGCAACCUGACGUCUCGAGGCAUGGACAGCUGUGAAGUCAUGUGCUGCGGGAGAGGCUAUGACACCUCCCGUGUCACUCGGAUGACCAAGUGCGAGUGUAAGUUCCACUGGUGCUGUGCUGUGCGCUGUCAGGACUGCCUGGAAGCCCUGGAUGUGCACACAUGCAAGGCCCCCAAAAGCGCCGAUUGGACGGCUCCCACAUGACACCAGCAGAGGUCACCACUCACCUCCCCUCCCUUAAGGACUUCAUUGGACCUGGAAAGACACUGGGCCUUUGGGUUCUCUAGGGGACAUUUCCAAAGCAUAUGACCUUUGUCUCAACAGAAACUCCUCCCUCUCUAAGGGCCCAGGACUGGGACCAUGUGCUCUCUGUAUAAGCAUGCCCUGUUUCCUUUGACUUCCAGCAUGCUGGGCUACACCUCCUUCUGGUCAUGACAAACUGUUAGAGGGAUUGAAGGUAGGCCCAGAUCAUUGUCUCCACCCACCUAGAAGUUUUUUUCUUUCCAUAACAGUUGACCAGAAGGAAGAAGAUUGACUCAAAGGGACUUUUUCUGUGUCUUCCAACAAAAGCUAGCAGUUAAGAAAUUUCAUGUUUUUAUCUGGAGAGUCAUGUAAAGAAAGUAGGACCAACUACCACUGAAUUAACUUUAAUUCUUGAAAAGACUAAACAAGCCUUUUGUCUUGUCAAGUGAUUUUCACAGCUACCACUUUCCUCCAGGGGUAAAUGGUAACUACCUGGAGAAAGAUGACAUUCAAUAAAGUUUAGAUUUUAAAAAUGCA
Molecule: messenger RNA, 1958 nt
Organism: Erinaceus europaeus (western European hedgehog)
Lineage: Eukaryota; Metazoa; Chordata; Mammalia; Eulipotyphla; Erinaceidae
Gene: WNT2
Product: Wnt family member 2
Exons: 5
Coding region: 297-1382 (361 amino acids)
Biological process (GO): cell fate commitment; canonical Wnt signaling pathway; multicellular organism development
Cellular component (GO): extracellular region
Molecular function (GO): cytokine activity; frizzled binding
Source: RefSeq, a predicted model, not a curated record